This is a messenger RNA of Hydatigera taeniaeformis, 1011 nucleotides long. NCBI's taxonomy places the organism in Eukaryota, Metazoa, Platyhelminthes, Cestoda, Cyclophyllidea, Taeniidae. The record is from the annotation of a GenBank genome assembly.
AUGAUAGACGGGUCCGUCAACGCCUACUUUGCCAGUUACCUUGCCGCUGCGCAGGAUCUGCCGCGUCUUCUUCAAAAAUUUUUUACCACCUUAUUUGAUUCUGAUAUAGGGCAAACUAAUCUCAUGAAUACUGUUGUAUCAGUUCUUACUAGCCUCUCGGAAAAUAGGGACAGCAAAAAUCUAGAGACAUUAUCAUCUAUCCUAAUAACAAUGAACGAUGCAUAUGAUGCAAGGCUUGCUGAGAUGAGUGAGCUUUUGGAAACGCUCGAACAAGUGCUCCAAUUUUUGUCACAAUCCGAAUCCGCACUACACGCGAAUGAUGAGCAACAGCUCAAGAGUCUGAUAAGUGCUUUUGCACCUGGUGGCAAUGGGCAGUGUGCAGCUCCACUUCCAUUAAAAAAUGCUUCGCCUUCGCCACCUCCGCAGCCACCUGUUAAAUCAGCUCGUCGAGCCAUCCAUCAACACCACCGUCCUUCACCCUCGCAACUUCUUUUACGAGGCACAAAGUGGAUAAGUGCUCGGCGAAACGCUGCGUCUUCGGCUCGAGGAGGUCCGUUUAGAGGUAUUAGGAAUCGAGUGACAUCAUCCUCCGCCCAUUCCUCGCGUUCUCGAACUGGUGAUUUGCACAGAAGAGACCACGUUCCGUUGGAACAAGUGAUAGCCAACCGACCAACGAAAAUACCUCCCUCCCCAUCCUCGAUUUCUUCUUCAAAUGAGUCAGAUGAGUGCAACCAGCCGCGUCCAAGGUCGAGAAGCACCUCUUCUCCUCUGCGCAGUCGUAAAAGAGAAGCAGCGGGAGCCAGUUCCACAGCCGCAGACGUGUCUGGAGAGCGCCUCUACUGCUUGUGCAAAAAACUGUCUUACGGAGAUAUGAUAGCUUGUGACAAUCCGCGUUGCGAAAUUGAGUGGUUUCAUUUCGCAUGCGUAGACAUAAAGACUCAACCCAAAGGUCGCUGGUAUUGUCCCCGGUGCAGAGGUGAAAACUCGAAAGUCAAGCGAGUUGAUGCCUAG